Lepisosteus oculatus (spotted gar) is the source of this 3887-nucleotide messenger RNA. It is a transcript of the gene spast, whose product is annotated as spastin. Gene Ontology annotation, cellular component: microtubule cytoskeleton. The record is from RefSeq and is a predicted model, not a curated record. NCBI's taxonomy places the organism in Eukaryota, Metazoa, Chordata, Actinopteri, Semionotiformes, Lepisosteidae. Gene Ontology annotation, molecular function: ATP hydrolysis activity; ATP binding; microtubule severing ATPase activity.
GCUAGGCCACGCCCCUCGCGCUGCUCGCGCUCCUGCGGCCUCGGGCGAGAGCUGUCAAAGGGGCAGCGGGUGGCGGGUGCGCGCGAGUCCGGCUGUGUGUUAUGGAGGCGACGGCGCGCCAGGUGAAUGAGUUCUCCGGGCGGAAGAGGCAAAAAGAAGAAAGGCUCUGCCUGCGCCAGCUCCACACCCGAAGGCGACGCCCCCGAUCAGGUGUCGCUGCAUAAGCGGAACCUGUAUUAUUUCUCCUACCCACUGCUGGCGGUGUUUGCGCUCUUCCGAUUCCUCGCCUUGCACUUGGGCGUCUUGUUCGCCUGGCUGUGUGAGCGGCUGUCCGGAGCCAUGGCGGCCAAAAGCAAGCUGCCGGCGACGGCCGACCUGGGCAAAGACUGCGAGGACAACGGCGAGCGGGUGCGCAACCACCAUAAGCAGGCCUUUGAGUACAUCUCCAUAGCCCUCAGGAUCGACGAGGAUGACAAAGGCCAUAAAGAGCAAGCUGUGCAGUGGUACAAGAAAGGAAUUGCGGAGCUUGAGAAGGGGAUUGCUUUACCAAUUACCGGAGAAGGAGAGCAUUAUGAGCGUGCAAAACGACUACAAGCCAAGAUGACCACCAACUUAAUAAUGGCCAAGGAUCGUCUAAAACUCUUAGAAAAGCUGCGAACGUGUUCAAACGUUUCUACACCUCUGAGAGACAUCUAUAAGGAAAGUACAAACAAGUCUUGCCAUAACGGACACCUCCUGCCAGAGAGUGGAGCAGUUCCCAAAAAGAAGGAUCCCUUAACUCAUUCAAGUCACUCCCUGCCCCGAUCAAAGCAUGUACCAAAAAGCACUUCAACAGGCCUCCCUGGACACCAGCGAUCUCCCAGCUACAGUGGGCCUUCCUCCGCCAGUACAGGCAGGCCAGCUGCACAGGCCUCCACUAGCACUAAGGGUCCAGCGAAAACCACUAACAGACCAAACAACAAACCUCCAACACCUACAGCGACUCCUCGCAAAAAGAAGGACUUGAAGAACUUCAAGAACGUGGACAGCAAGCUUGCAAACCUCAUUCUGAACGAAAUCGUGGACAGUGGCACGCCUGUGCGGUUCAACGACGUCGCUGGGCAGGAUCUUGCCAAGCAGGCUCUCCAGGAAAUCGUCAUCCUUCCCGCUCUCCGACCAGAACUGUUCACCGGCCUCAGAGCCCCAGCUCGUGGUUUGCUGCUUUUUGGACCCCCAGGCAACGGCAAAACCAUGCUGGCCAAAGCUGUAGCCAUGGAAUCCAAUGCAACGUUUUUUAACAUAAGUGCUGCAAGCUUGACUUCAAAAUAUGUGGGAGAAGGAGAGAAACUUGUGAGGGCACUUUUUGCUGUUGCUAGAGAGCUCCAGCCCUCUAUUAUUUUCAUUGAUGAAAUUGACAGCCUUCUAUGUGAAAGAAGAGAAGGUGAACAUGAUGCCAGUCGACGAUUAAAAACGGAAUUUUUGAUAGAAUUUGAUGGGGUUCAGUCUGGUGGUGAUGACAGGGUCCUGGUAAUGGGAGCUACGAACAGACCUCAGGAGCUGGAUGAAGCCGUGCUCAGGAGAUUUUCCAAAAGGAUAUAUGUGGCUUUACCAACUGAAGAGACACGAUUAAAGCUGCUAAAAAACCUUUUGGGAAAACAUGGAAACCCAUUAAGCCAAAAAGAACUGGUGCAACUGGCCAAAAUGACAGGUGGAUAUUCUGGGAGUGACCUGACAGCGUUAGCUAAAGAUGCUGCUCUAGGGCCCAUCAGAGAGUUAAGACCAGAACAAGUGAAAAACAUGUCUGCUAAUGAGAUGCGCAACAUUACCUUUGCGGAUUUUGUGGAAUCCCUGAAGAAAAUUAAGCGCAGCGUCAGUCCACAGACACUGGACUUGUAUGUCCGUUGGAAUAAGGAAUAUGGAGACACAACAGCUGUGUGAGACAGCGCCCCCUUGUGUUCUUGAGGGGUACAACAAACUGAAAUGCCUAUAGGGAAAAGAACGCCUUCCUCAUUUUGCUCGAGGUGUGGGAAGCGGAUCCAGCGCGAACAAGUGGUACAUUAAGAGGGAUUUUCUUGCAGAAAAACAGCUGUGCAUUGAAAUUUCAAACCUUUUUUUGAACAGGUGCACUUGAGUCAGUAAUGUACAUAUAAAUCUGCCCUUUUUCUUUGAUGGUGAAAUAGGGUGGAGUUUUAUCAAAUUUCAUUGUGUGAUAGCAUGUGCUUUUACACAGGAUCCAAUGAAUGGCUUUGGUCCAGAAGGCUCAUAUUUUAUAAAAUGCAAAACAUGAGUCACACCUGCAGCAGAAAUUGUACAUAGUUCAGCUGAAAAAUUCCUCCUUUUAAAAUAGAACAUAGAAACUGCAUGACCGUAGAAAGACCUGUGCCUUAAUUUGGAAAAAAAUAGUUUAAUGUUUUGAUUGUCCUUAAUCCUAUUUCCUUUAUUAAUCAUUAGAAAUUUUAAAGGGAAAUUCUGCCUUAUCUCUGAGACACAUUAGUAUACUGUGCCAAGCAAAGCUUUUGGUAUUGUUUCUGGGGCAGACAGAUACCGAGCCUGUCAAUAUUAAACCUAACACAUUUUUAAAAUAUUAAAUCAGGGCUUUUGUACGUUUUAACAAUUGAUGCAAAUUAUGGCCUCUCUAUCUGCAACAGGGUUUUUUUUGUUGUUGCAGUUUGUAUACUUCAGCCUUUUGUGUGAUUUGUAUACUUUUACUCUUAUAUGUAAAGAGGAGCUGCAUUGAAUUGUCUGAAUAUGGUGUGUGGGCAGGGUUUUGAGAGAUCCUUGUCUCCUACAGUCACUGGUGAGUUUCAGUCUGUGUGAGAAGUGUAGGAUUGGUACUGCAGCAUUAAAGCUGGUUUGCAUUGUAACUAUAGGCUGUUAUGUUUAAGCUAUGGCAGCUGGUUAAUGGAUUUACCUGUAGGCCUCAGGUCCACACACACCAGUUAUAUUGGCCAUCAGAAGACAGUCCUGAUGAGCCCCUGUGUAAAAAAAAAUGAGCUGAUCAGCCAGUCAGGCACAUCUGAAUUGUAACUGCUGAGCUGUGGUUUUCUGAUUAUUGUCAUUCUGCAUUCUCAGCUGUUGACCAUUGCCAGUCACUCACCAUACAGCUCAGAUCCUUCAGGACACUGGAGACCAGUGUUUUUUGGUAGAAUAUUUGUAAUGCUGCUUUGCUAGUUCCCAGAGAUGGUCUGUUAACAUUUAGAGAUAAUGAAAUGAAUAGAUGCUGGGGGUGGUAGGUUGUGUAUGUGUAAAUGUUAGAAACAUGGAGCGUUUUUAUAGUUCAUUAAAAAUGGCUUUUUUUGUUUCGUAAUAUUAAGCAGCUGGUCUGUAUUAACAAAUGCAUUUGUUUUUUUUUCAGUUUUUGUACAAACACCUGUUUCGAAAUAACAAAUAAAAAGGAUUUCAAGGGCUGGAGGAGUUUCUCCCAGUGGCUGUCUUCAUUUUCAGAUAUCUUGAGCUGUGGUGCAGGCUUGCUUAUCUAAGAAUGUCCUGGAGCUGUGCGGAAAUUGGACUUUGUAAGGAACUAAACUAAACUGUGUGCAGCAACAACAAAGGUUUUUUUUUUGUUCGGAAUCCUACAGGCAAUAAUUAAAUCUCAGAGCCAUACAUGUUAACGAGUACAAAACUGACUAUUGUAAAUAUUAGUUUUGUCUUUAGUUGUUUUGGGUUUAGAUGGCUAUACCACUAAUAAUUUGGUCUCUCCUAUAGCAGGUUGAGUUCAAAUGGCAAAGCCACUAAUGUGUACCUUGUUUCAUUCAAUAUCUGUGCACAGUUUCUACCUACUUAUUGUUUACUUAUAGGGAUGAAUUCUUCUAGUGAAAAAAGUGUUCCCAAAACUUUGUACAUUGAAACUUGAAGCUUUGGAUGACCUUUCUGUGUUAUUCUAAUAAAUUUGUUUAUGCUGGAAUUUA